Messenger RNA from Ceraceosorus bombacis, 384 nucleotides. NCBI's taxonomy places the organism in Eukaryota, Fungi, Basidiomycota, Exobasidiomycetes, Ceraceosorales, Ceraceosoraceae. The record is from the annotation of a GenBank genome assembly.
UCUCGAAAGGUCAUCUGUAUUGCCUCGGUCUGGUCAUCUGCCGAGGAAACCGCGAUGUGGGACAGUGGCGGAAAUUGUCGGUCGUAAUCUAACCGGAGAGAUGAGAUGUACUACAUUGGUGGUGUGAUGUAUUGUGGAGGUGAGCUCGAAAGGCAAAAAGAGGGAAAGGCGGUGGAUGAGGAGGAAGACUUGGCCGCAUGGGUGGUCAUGAAGAAUGCGUGUGCCAUGUAUGCAUGCGAUGAUUCUGAUCUGCGUCUUGCGUGGAGAAUUGUCCCUCUCCGUGAAAAUGAGCGCGCAAAAGGAUGGAAUGCCGUGGUGGGUAAAAGGUGGACGCCAGCGCACAAGCCUUGAUGAUCGGUCGAUCUUUUGCUCCAUAGGACGCUC